Messenger RNA from Cotesia congregata, 3090 nucleotides. NCBI's taxonomy places the organism in Eukaryota, Metazoa, Arthropoda, Insecta, Hymenoptera, Braconidae. The record is from the annotation of a GenBank genome assembly.
AUGACCACUAAAAAUAAUUACAUCGUGAAUGAUAGCAACGGCCAGAAUUCACUAACACACGAUAACAACAAUGAAGUUUUCACGAUUACCCAAAGUAAACCGAAGACAAAAGAGGAAAAAAGAAUGGAUUUUGACGAGCUGCUGCCUUACGUAGGAGAGUUUGGGCUGUAUCAAAAAAUUUUGUUUUUGCUAAUGAUACCAUUCGCUUCGUUUGUCGCGUGGGUUUACUUUACACAAAUAUUCAUUACACUAGUGCCGGGCGAGCAUUGGUGUAAAGUCCCUGGCUUAGAGAACCUUACCAUUGAUCAGAGAAUAGCAUUAGCAAUACCACCGGCAGGAAUUUACGACAAUGCCGGUGCAUCAGGACACUCACGUUGCUCUAUGUACAAAGUUAAUUUCACUCAGAUUUUGAUAAACCGCACUACAAUCAUUCCCAUCGCUGAUCCUUCCUGGCCAGUUCAAAAGUGUCAGUACGGUUGGGAAUAUAAUUUCACUGAAAUUCCUUAUGAAACUGUUGCAACAGAGAACAACUGGGUAUGUGACGAUGGAGCACUCCCGACAUAUGCUCAGAGUAUAUUCUUUAUUGGAGCAAUAUGGGGUGGUUUACUUUUCGGCUUUAUCGCCGACAAGUACGGCCGAAUUCCCGCAUUAGUAGGAGCAAACGUUAUCGGGUGUAUCGCCGGGAUAGCAACUGCCUUUUCUAAUAACUUUUGGGAGUUCGCAGCAUGUCGUUUUUUCUUAGGUUUUGCAUUCGAUAACUGCUUCACCAUGAUGUACAUUUUAGUUCUUGAGUACGUGGGACCGAAAUGGCGUACCUUUGUGGCAAACAUGUCAAUAGCAUUGUUCUUCACGACCGCAGCGUGCGUUCUUCCAUGGAUCGCAUACUAUCUAGCAAACUGGCGUAUGACCACUAUUGUUUUAUCCAUUCCACUUGCACUUUCUGUAGCAACGCCCUGGCUGGUACCCGAGAGUGCAAGGUGGCUCGUCAGUCAAGGACAAAUAGAUCGCGCUAUUCAUAUUCUAAAAAAAUUCGAAAGAAUUAACGGUACCCAGGUUCCCGAUAACGUUUACAAAUAUUUCAAAGAAAGUUGUGAGCAAGAACUUUCAAUUGAAGACACCAAUAAAACGUACUCGGUAAUCGAUCUGUUCAAAAGCCCUCGUUUACGGAAGAUAGUAUUGCUACUAAUUGUAAUUUGGAUGGCAAUAUCUCUGGUGUUUGAUGGUCACGUACGUAACGUCGACAAUCUUGGCUUAAAUGUAUUUAUCACAUUCACAAUAGCCUCGGCAACAGAAAUGCCAGCUGAUACAUUACUGACAUUAUUACUCGAUCGGUGGGGACGACGUUGGCUUGCAUUCGGCUCAAUGGCUGUGUCUGGAAUCUUCAGCCUUGGAGCCUGUGCAGUUUCGAGCCGUAUUUAUGCUGCAUCACUAGCGAUAGUUGGAAGAUUUUUUGUGAACAUAUCCUACAACAUCGGACUACAAUACGCGGCUGAAUUAUUACCAACCGUUGUACGUGCCCAGGGCAUGGCACUUAUUCAUAUAAUGGGAUAUGUUGCCAGUAUCAUAGCGCCUUUCAUCGUUUAUCUUGCUGUAAUAUCACCGGAAUUACCUCUACUUCUAUUAGGGAUUCUGGGUAUCAUCGGUGGAGCGCUGGCUCUAUUUCUUCCCGAGACACUUGAUCAAGAAUUACCGCAGACUUUGCUGGAUGGUGAAGACUUUGGAAAAAAUCAAGGCCUCUGGGAUAUGCCUUGCAUGAUGAAGAAAGCUGACCACGAGCAAAGGCCAGAAUUCAUCAGGUCCUACAGAGCAGACAGUAUCCGCAGUUCUGGACGGUUGUCACUUCGCGGUGAAGUACUUAGGAGUAGCAUGAUUCAAAGAUCUAGCGUGAGGUCACGAAAAAAUUCCUCGGCGCCUGUCGAGAUUAAAAUCCAAGAUACGAUCCAGAUUAACAAGCCGGCAAUUAUGAAGGAACACUUGAAGACACGUAGCUACGAUAUGGAACUAAGUGAACGUACGGCUCUUAGACAGAAAUUUGAGUCUAUUGACGAUAUUCUACCUCACGUAGGAAAUUUUGGAAAAUACCAGCUCUAUUUAUUGCUCGCGCUCUUUCCUUAUGGGCUUAUUUAUUCGAAUUUGUAUUUUUCGACGUUUUUUUUGACACUCGUACCACAGGAAUACUGGUGUUAUGUUCCGGAAUUGCAGGAUUUAAACCUCACUGCCGAAGAACGAAUAAAAGUGGCGAUACCCGCAACGGAUACGUUUCCUUACUACGACAAGUGCAAUAGGAAGGAUUUAAACUUCCGUGAAUUGAUCCAGUACAACAAAAAUCCGAAUUCACCGGCAUGGAAAACAGACAAAAAGGUCAAAUGUGAAAAAUGGGAGUACAAUUUAACACAAGUUCCCUACUUGACAAUCAGCAGCGAGCUAGAUUGGGUAUGCGAUAAAGAAUACUUGAUAUCGAGUUCGCAAGCUAUUUUCUUCUGCGGCUCAAUACUCGGCUCAUUUAUAUUUGGAUGGAUUGCUGAUCACAAAGGACGGAUACCGGCGUUGGUUAUCAGCUGCUUGGUAUCUGGUGUUGGAACUGUCGCCACGGCUUGGUCCAACAAUUUUUGGACCUUUGCGCUUUGCCGUUUUUUUACUGGACUUGCGUUCGAUAACUGCAUUAAUAUACCACUAAUUAUUGUUGUUGAAUACAUGGCAAUAAAUAGACGGACAAUAGUAUUUAACAUCGCAUUUGGAAUUCAUUUCGCAAUUGGUAGUACUGUACUGCCCUGGGUGGCUUAUUAUGUUAGUGACUGGAGACAUUUCGCCUACAUUGUUGCUAUUCCGAUGAUUGUUGGAUUAUUCACACCGUGGAUUCUCCCGGAAAGUGCACGAUGGUACGCAUCCACAGAGCAAUGGGAAAAGGUUGUUGAAAAUUUGAAAAACGUCGCCCGCGUGAACGGAAAAAAUCCCGAUCCCAGAAUUUACGACGCUUUCAUUAGAAAUACCGGAGACAUUAAUAAUCGCGUCGAGUCUGCAACAUUAUUUGACCUAUUUAAAACACCACGACUGGCUAGGACUACAAUCCUCUUAAUUUCUUUUUGGUAA